GCGCCCAAGUGCCGGCCGGUUGGCGUAGGUGCUUAAAUACCGUCGCCACCUGCGCUGCGGCAGUUCUCCGCACCGCGGCCAGAACAGAACCAAAAAUCAUUGGUGUGUAUGCUCUUGCACCUGUAGAGGACAGGAAGUCCAUUUAGGAAAGAAACAGAAAAAUCUUUCUUGCCUGUGGAAGUAGAAGCAAUAUUUAUAUGCUUUGAAAAGAUCUACUGUAGUUUUCUGCCACUUAAUGCUAACUGGGAAAAAAAAGCCCAACUCAUCUGCUUGAGGAGAUUCUAUUCUAAUGUAUCCAGUGGCUGUUCCUGCACCAGGAGGUGAAGGAAAUAAUGGACAACAUGGGAAACGUAUUUUUUUCAUUUUUGUUUUUGGAGCUGUGUUGCUCUGCACUGGAUUCCUGCUGUCUGUCUUUAUUCUCCAGUCAUGCCCGUCUGGAACCUUCAGUGACUGCAGUGAGGUCCUUAAGGCUGCUGGGCCUGUGCUGGCGAUAGCUGGACUGGUUUGCGUUUUACUGGCACGAUCAAGGGCCAGGUUGUAUAUAAGACAAAGACAGCUACAAAAUGAGCAGGUGUACAGCCUUGUUUUCUGUCGUGGGAGCUGUCAGUUUGCCCAGUUUCUCAUAUUUGGAUUCCUGUUUUUAACUAGUGGAAUGCUAAUUAGCAUCCUGGGCAUUUGGGUUCCUGGCUGCAGCCCCAGCUGGCACAGCAUACAGCUCAACCACACCGACAGUUCUGAUGUGGACCUCCAGGGCUGUGGACUCCUGUCACUUCAAAUCAUGGGACCUUUGAUUGUGCUUACUGGGUUGUGUUUCUUCGUGAUAGCUCAUGUUAAAAAGAAACAAAACUUAAAUCUCAAUCAAGAAUCUUGCGAAAGUGAAGAACAUACUCACAGUCCUGAAUCUUUUCAGGUCACAGUAGGUGAUGCUGUAAUGGUAUUCCCACCUCCACCACCUCCUUAUUUCGCUGACCCUGUGUCACCAACUGUGACACAUUGUCUUAUGUCAAGUGGUUUGCCUACAAGUGAAAGUCCUCCACCAUACCACUCUAUCUUCAGUGAUGGGGCACGGCUUGCAGGUGAUGAAAGGACAGUUGCUGCUAGAGACUACGAAACCAUAUAUACAAUUUCUGGAAGCAGCUCACCUUCAGACAUUCUUCCAAUGCUGUACCUUUCCUCUGAAUCACCUCCAAAAUAUGAAGAAAAAGCAUCAAUAACAAAUAAUGAAUGUUCUCCAUCUUCUUCAUGUAUUUCCCUAGCCACAUCUGACACCAGCUUGUAGAGGA
This is a messenger RNA of Dryobates pubescens (Downy woodpecker), 1283 nucleotides long. It is a transcript of the gene TMEM171, whose product is annotated as transmembrane protein 171. The transcript has 5 exons. The record is from RefSeq and is a predicted model, not a curated record. Bases 290 to 1279 code for a protein of 329 amino acids. Lineage: Eukaryota; Metazoa; Chordata; Aves; Piciformes; Picidae.